Argentina anserina (silverweed cinquefoil) is the source of this 1284-nucleotide messenger RNA. RefSeq lists its product as uncharacterized. Lineage: Eukaryota; Viridiplantae; Streptophyta; Magnoliopsida; Rosales; Rosaceae. The coding region runs from base 143 to 1075 and encodes 310 amino acids. The record is from RefSeq and is a predicted model, not a curated record. Gene Ontology annotation, molecular function: zinc ion binding. The transcript has 7 exons.
GCGGACGGCACGUCGUAUAGUAAAUACCGCUCUAUCCAAUAUUCCCAAACACAGCCCUAACCUUCUUCGUCUUCCUCCCAUUUCUCCAUUGAUCAUUUCUCUCAAGAAUUCCAGGGUUUGGGCGGUUUUCUGAGGCCGAUCAAUGAAGGGGGAAGUGCAGCUAGAACCACUAGGAGGAGAUAGGGAGCCGAACCCUAGUAGUGAUUUGGACCCUUUGUUACAGGACGACGAGUCGUCUUCUUCGUCUCCGGCGAGCUCCAGUGAGAUUAGGAAUGAAGAUAUUGAGAAUGGUUCUAUUGCUUGCUGCCGCAUCUGCCUCGAAAGCGAUGCUGAGCCAGGGGAUGAAUUGAUCUCACCAUGUCUGUGCAAAGGCACACAGCAGUUUGUGCAUACAUCCUGUCUUGAUCACUGGCGCUCAGUUAAGGAAGGAUUUGCUUUCUCGCACUGCACCACUUGCAAAGCCCAAUUUCAUCUUCGAGUUGAAUCGUAUGAGGACAACACUUGGCGUAACAUAAAAUUCAGAAUCUUUGUGGUUAGGGAUGUUAUCCUUGUAUUUAUAGCUGUACAAACAGUAAUUGCUGCGAUCGGUGGCUUUGCUUAUCUGAUGGACAAAGAUGGCGCCUUCAGGAAUUCAUUCAGUGAUGGUUGGGAUCGUAUUUUGUCAAAACACCCUAUACCAUUUUACUAUUGCAUAGGGGUUUUGGCCUUUUUCGUGCUGCUUGGAUUUUUUGGGCUUAUACUACACUGUUCGGCCUUCAAUAGCAAUGACCCAAGGAUGGCUGGCUGCCAGAACUGUUGUUAUGGAUGGGGAAUUUUGGAUUGUUUCCCGGCGUCUAUGGAGGCAUGCUUUGCCCUGGUCAUUGUUUUCGUUGUCAUCUUUGCUAUUCUUGGCAUAGCUUAUGGUUUCCUGGCUGCGACUAUGGCCAUUCAGAGAAUCUGGCAGAGACAUUACCAUAUCCUGACCAAGAGGGAACUCACUAAGGAGUACAUUGUGGAGGAUCUUCAUGGUUGCUAUGCCCCACCAAAGUUGGAUCCCGAACAUGAAGAGCGUCUGAAAAUGCUCAAGUUACUAUAGUGAUGGCAUGGAUGAGGCGUUUCAAAUUGCCUUUGGAGUGUUUGAUGUAUCAGAAUAUGACAUUGGUGAUGUAACCACAACUCUUUUAAAGGAGCAGAGACACUCUUGUAUUCACUAAAGUGUCAUCCUGCAGGGCUGUAAAUUGUGUUGGUCUCAUCAACCUUGAAAAUUAUAUUUCAAGCUGUACAGUUUUGUGGCAUAUUUCUUUC